AUGCGGAACCCUUUUCGGCGCCGAAACAAGAAGGAUAAACUCGCCAACGGCCGCCAAGGAUCCGACGCCGGUGUCGUCCCCGACGAGUUCCGGCCUCCGGGCGCCGGCCGACCGCCUCUGUUCCCUCCGACUCGCGGCUCUGCCUACCUCCUCGCUCACCUCCCGCCCAACGUCCUCCAGCGCAUAUUCGCCUUUGUCUGCCCGCACGCCCGAGAUGAGAGCUAUGAGACUUGUGAGGGUAGUGCGAGCGCAAGCGAUAGCACAUGUAUGCUCUGUGACUUGCGCGACCUAGCGCAUUGCGCCCAGGUCUGCCGUGUCUGGCGUCAGAACGCCGUCAAGGUCUUCGUCCGCAUUGAUGCCGUUCACUACUGUCCCCUCGAGGCAUGGCUGGCCGAGAGACGUAAAAAGACACACCGAUUCGAUCGCAAUGGCAUCCCAGAGGAUCCUGCUCAGGCCCGUCUGCGCCUCCUCCGCCGUACCGUUCGCGACGACCCGACACGCAUUGGCAAGCUGGUAGAGUACCUCAAGAUGCCCUACAUGCUACGCGAGUCCUCCCAGGUCGAGCUUGCCCAGACCAUAGCUGUACUUCCGAACCUCAAAUAUGUCGACCUGCCCGAGGGCAUGUUCUGCGACGACCCGAGCUUUGCUACCCUACGUCUUGAAGUCCAAGCCCGAUGUCCCAACCUCCGGAAGAUGACAUACGUGGGCGGUUCUGAGCGGAGCUUUACCAUGCUCGCCACAGGGCAGGUCUGGCCUCGAAUUGAGGUGCUUGAGCUUAAUAAUCUCAACAUCGAUCCCAUGACCAUCCGGGCUGUGCUUGGGAGCCUUACCCAUUUGCAAGCUCUGAAGGUGUCUGAAACCCCAGGCCUCACAGACGAGGUCCUAUCAUCAUCAGACGGAAUGCCUACCCUACCACCAAUGAAGGAGCUGGUACUCAAGGACACGCCUGGUGUGACCUUGAGGGGGCUCAUUGAGUAUCUGGCGUGGCAGGAGACGCAGCAGGCUCUAACGGUCUUGACCCUCAAGGAUACCGGCGUUCACCCUGCGACUCUGCAGGAGAUUCUCACAAUGGCCUCGUCUCUCAAGACACUUGCUAUUCAGACAAGCGUUGUCGAACAGUUUCCUAACUCUUCCAAAAUCCGUCCUCUUGCAUCAAGGACAUUGGAGACACUACGAUUUGAAAUAUCCCCUGCUUCAUCCGGUCCCUUUGCAAGCGUAACGCAAGGUUAUUAUACCUAUCUUGCCUCGUCUAUCCUAGGAGGAGGCUUUCCCAGGCUUCGGAGACUAUAUGUCCAUGACGAUACCUUCCCUGACCAACUCCAGGGACUUCCACCUCCCAACGCCGCCUUUGCUGGAGGCCAUGUCCGCUCUAGCUCUAACUCGUCAAGCAAGUCGACUCCUGCUUUCAAUCUCUCGCCAGCUGGUGGAAAUCUCCCCCCAUUUGCGCCUAAGCGGCCGGUUUCCAACAUACCUCCCUCCAACAAACGCUUUAGUUCCAACAACCCCUUUGCUCGUGGCCCUUCUUCUCCUCCUCCCACACAUCAUCUGGAAGUAUUUACCAAAAGUGACGAGUUUGGUAAGUGGAACUUUGCUCGGAUUGACCCUAUUCGGUCUGCCGCAGCCCCCUCUCGUCGACCGAUCAGUAGCUAUGGGCUGGCGGCCGACGUUACGGGGUUGGGGUGGGAUCAAGGCGAUGCCCGGCGAAGUAUCAUGGUUGGCAACGGAACCGGUGGCUUCCUAGCUGUGCCAGGCCAAGGGGGCGAUCGUGAAAGUACGGGCAGUGCGCUAUCUGGAGAUUGGCGGCCUCAGAGCAGUGGAGGGGAGCCUCGAGGCAGUCGAGAUCUGUGGAGAUAA
This is a messenger RNA of Fusarium vanettenii 77-13-4, 1854 nucleotides long. RefSeq lists its product as uncharacterized. Lineage: Eukaryota; Fungi; Ascomycota; Sordariomycetes; Hypocreales; Nectriaceae. The coding region runs from base 1 to 1854 and encodes 617 amino acids. The transcript is spliced from 2 exons. The record is from RefSeq and is a predicted model, not a curated record. Gene Ontology annotation, molecular function: protein binding.